AUGUCGCUUAUUCAACCAAAGCCAUCGAGGCAGGCAUUUAAAAUCGUCAUUAAAAAUGAGCAGAAACUGUCGAUCAACGCGCGCUUUACCGGAAUCAUGAAAGCGAAGGGGCACAAGAGUCCCUUCGCGAACCAAAAUAAUAGACAAACUGAACCUAUUCUUAUUCAAUCGAAUGACGACGGAGCAACAAGAUCGAGAAAAACCUCCUUUAUGUCUGAGUCCGAAGCCGCCGAAAGAAUUGAUGCAAUUGAUGGCGCUUUCAAGCGGGCGAUGAAAAAGGUAGUUCCUGAACUUGGCGAUUUGAUGGAGGGCGACGAGGAGAGAUCAGAAGUCUCGGUUAAUAGCUCUCACAAAGAGUCCGUCAAGUCGGCUGCCUCUUCAAGUGUUCUCGGAUCGGAGAAAUCCACUCUCUCUGGGCUCAGUUCCGUAAAAUCUGAUGGCACCCUCGUCACGGACAUCACAACUGCUUCCGAGAGAUCUAGUGCCACUCAAAUGACAUCAACAACGACUGCUGAUUCUAUAAUAAAUCAACUUCCAAAGCCUACCGAGAAGAUGGAUGAAAACUAA
Molecule: messenger RNA, 567 nt
Organism: Oikopleura dioica
Lineage: Eukaryota; Metazoa; Chordata; Appendicularia; Copelata; Oikopleuridae
Source: the annotation of a GenBank genome assembly